UACAAUGGCUUGCAACAUGGUUAUUUGCUGUAGACGAACGAAGAGGUGUAACACACAAAAAUAUUUUACAAACGCAACGAGGUUUCGAUUACCGAAUGUUUCGUGGCUUGUUUUGAACGGAACUUUAUCAGAGAAACAAGACUUGACAUUCAAACCAGCUUCGUGUGAUCAAUAUGCCUACCGUAAGACCAAGAACAACAAUCUAUUUAUGGGAGUUUCUCCUUCAACUGCUGGACGGUGAGGAGAGCUGUGCAGCAAUCUCCUGGGUGAACCGAGAACGUGGAGAGUUUGUCCUCAAAGACCAGAGUGAAAUAGCCAAAUUGUGGGGAAGAGUUAAAGGCCGACCACGCAUGGAUAAGAUCAAACUUGGACGUGCUAUGAGGUAUUACUACAAGAAGAAACUGCUCGCCAAGGUCCCAAGACGAAAAGCAGUUUAUCGUUUUACGAAAUUUGACUAUCUGAAACAAAAACAAUCCGAAAUAAUUCGCCACGAGGAUUUUCCUGAGGUCGACUUUAGCGGCAACCAAAUACUUGAUCUAAUCAACGAUGACAAGUCUGAAGGCGAGUCAGUCGCCCCGGAAGUGGACGGGGACGAUGACGACACGCCGCUGGAAAGUUUGCUUGCGGAAAGAAAUCGAGAAGUAUUUCAAGAGGAGAAAUGUCAGAAAUUGCCUCCCAUGGAAGCCAAUUUAGAUCCGUAUGGUAGUAUGGACAAUAUAAAUGAGAGUGUGUGCAGUUUUUAUGAUUAUGGCAACCAUACAACAAACUUCACUUGUCCAAACGAUGACUACAAUGUACCAUGCAGUGACAUAGAACCAAACGAUCAGUACCGACGAGAAAGUUAUCCAACUUACAUAAAAAAUGGAGCAUAUGAAACAAUGAACUAUAAUAUGCCUCAAUAUUAUUAUCCAUCAAUAGACUGCAAUAACAACUACCCACAGGUUGAUGUUGAAACCGGUGGCCAUUUAGCAUCGUUGUUAUUGAAUAGUAUUUUGAUGAGUGACCAACAAAUACACGAAUCAAGGGAAAACUUUAAUACGAUCCCAGUACCUUGUACAUCAACAUCAGGUAAUGGAACUCCUGAGGCGAUACUUUCACCAACCCUCGCUCAAAUGAAAUCUGAAGCAUUAACAAAUAAUUUGACACAACAAGCCGACGAUACGAACUCAACUUGGAACACAUUGAAGGAGUUUGAAAGACUAUUGAUGAUCAACAGAAGCUUUUAAACUCUUAAAGAAUUACCAUAGUAUAAUUUACACAGAGAACUUAUUUAAAGAGAUUUUAAUUAUUAUAUAAAAACUUGUACAUUAUUCAGAAGAAAAUUUAACAAAGUUUCAGUUUAA
Dendronephthya gigantea is the source of this 1343-nucleotide messenger RNA. RefSeq lists its product as uncharacterized. Gene Ontology annotation, cellular component: nucleus. The transcript has 3 exons. Gene Ontology annotation, biological process: regulation of transcription by RNA polymerase II; cell differentiation. The coding region runs from base 174 to 1226 and encodes 350 amino acids. Lineage: Eukaryota; Metazoa; Cnidaria; Anthozoa; Malacalcyonacea; Nephtheidae. Gene Ontology annotation, molecular function: sequence-specific DNA binding; DNA-binding transcription factor activity, RNA polymerase II-specific. The record is from RefSeq and is a predicted model, not a curated record.